AUGGCGGCCGCCGGGUUUCCUUUCCACCCAGUUUGCACCUUCUUGGUCGCAAGGAGGGGGGGAUUGGACUUCAGGGCGCUUUCUCCUGGGCCUGACCUUUUUUCCUUUUUCUUUCCCCUUCCCUGCUCAUCCCUGCAGCUGGCGAAAGAUCUCCUGCAUCCCUCCCCCGAGGAGGAGAAGCGGAAACAUAAGAAGAAGCGCCUGGUCCAGAGUCCCAACUCUUACUUCAUGGAUGUGAAGUGCCCAGGUUGCUACAAAAUCACCACGGUCUUCAGUCAUGCCCAGACAGUGUUUCUCUGCGUCGGUUGCUCCACCGUGCUGUGUCAGCCCACUGGCGGAAAAGCAAGGUUGACAGAAGGAUGCUCCUUCAGGCGAAAGCAGCACUAAAUGAAGCGGAUUCCCGUCCGGGAUGGGUGGGGCUACUUGCGCAGUCCGACGCCGACGCCCCCAAGGGCGCAGACUUGAGCGGGACAGAAGUGGAACGGCGAGCGGGAACGGUGGUGGCUGUGGAGCGGGGCAGCUGUCGCUGCGCCUGCCGAAUAGGAGUGUGGUUUCCGAACUGUCCUUGUAGCCUCACCCAUUUUUGACCCAAUAAAUUUUGGAUAUAAAGACAA
This is a messenger RNA of Pogona vitticeps (central bearded dragon), 614 nucleotides long. The record is from RefSeq and is a predicted model, not a curated record. NCBI's taxonomy places the organism in Eukaryota, Metazoa, Chordata, Lepidosauria, Squamata, Agamidae.